Molecule: messenger RNA, 955 nt
Organism: Phacochoerus africanus (Common warthog)
Lineage: Eukaryota; Metazoa; Chordata; Mammalia; Artiodactyla; Suidae
Gene: PHF5A
Product: PHD finger protein 5A
Exons: 4
Coding region: 51-383 (110 amino acids)
Biological process (GO): mRNA splicing, via spliceosome
Cellular component (GO): precatalytic spliceosome; U12-type spliceosomal complex; U2 snRNP
Source: RefSeq, a predicted model, not a curated record
UAAAGGUCUGACGGAAGUUCCCUAAGCUUCCGGUGGUUUGAGCGUGAGCGAUGGCUAAGCAUCACCCGGACUUGAUUUUUUGCCGCAAGCAGGCUGGUGUUGCCAUUGGAAGACUGUGUGAAAAAUGUGAUGGCAAGUGUGUGAUCUGUGACUCCUACGUGCGUCCCUGCACCCUGGUGCGCAUAUGUGACGAGUGUAACUAUGGCUCUUACCAGGGGCGCUGUGUGAUCUGCGGAGGCCCGGGAGUUUCAGAUGCCUAUUAUUGUAAGGAGUGCACCAUCCAGGAGAAGGAUCGAGAUGGCUGCCCAAAGAUUGUCAAUUUGGGAAGCUCUAAGACAGAUCUCUUCUAUGAACGCAAAAAAUAUGGCUUCAAGAAGAGGUGAUUGGUGGGUUGCCUCUUUCUCCCCUCCCCCCCUCAAGCUGCUGCAGGUGCCAGAAGAAAUACCUACUACUGCCAGCAGAAAGGGAGUGGAGCACAGCGCAUCACCUGAAUUGCCUGUGAAGACCUUGGCACCUUUCCAUCUUUUCCUCUUCUCACCCAGACGUGGCAGGAAUGGAAAACAGAUUCUUCACAGGACACUCUGGCAGACUGUACCCGAAAAAUUGGAUAGAUUAGUUCAUGGUGUUCCUUGAAUUCAUGAAGCAAGGCUGUGUUACCCAUAUCGAAAAGUUCUCUGCACCAAAAGCUCUAAAACAGGAAUGGUAUUUCCGUCUUCUGUUGGAGGCCUUGACCAUAGUGCCCUCUGCAGUGAGAAGCCUGUCUCUGCAGCAGCUCUGACGGUGGUCGUCCUCGCUGAGCAUGAGCAGUGCACGGGGAGUCUCAGAACAGCAAAUGUGGGCAUUUCACCUUGUAACAUUUACCAUGCGCUUCUGGCUCAUGUUAUUUUUCUUCUAAGAAAUUGGAAACCCUUUCUUUUGCUAUUGUAUCAAUAAAGUAGCUGUUUAUUUUCUGGAA